UGAUUCAUGUUCGUCUGCCUUGGAUUCACCUGAAGGUCAUCGCGAUUUUCGUCCUUUUUUUGUUUCUCCCUAAUAAGGAAUUGACUUUUUCAUGUGACGGAAGCACCGAAGAUUUUGGAGAUCGCUGGAACGCUUAGAAUGACUGCUUAAAAUGUUUCGCACGGCGACGUAUCUGCAUCAAACAGGAAUCCUGAAUCAUAGGCUCGUCAUUCCUGCGCAAUUCGUACGAAAAUUGAAGCCUAAGAGAGUGCUGAGUACUUUAGAAUGCAGUUGCGAUACGACUCAGCCUUCGACUCGUCAAAUCGUCCCACCGGGACCUUGUUUGAUGGACACUGUGCCACUUCCUGAAAUCUCUUGGCAACAGAAGUAUGACGAAGACAACAAGAAGAAUACGAGGCAUUUAAUCAUCGGAGGAGGCUUCUUCUUCCUUACUCUCCUAAUUUUCAGACGCAUGCCGGCGGUCAAAGGAUACGAGAUUUAUAUUUUCUGAUCAAGCCUU
Messenger RNA from Orussus abietinus, 499 nucleotides. RefSeq lists its product as uncharacterized. The transcript has 3 exons. The record is from RefSeq and is a predicted model, not a curated record. NCBI's taxonomy places the organism in Eukaryota, Metazoa, Arthropoda, Insecta, Hymenoptera, Orussidae. Bases 152 to 490 code for a protein of 112 amino acids.